Molecule: messenger RNA, 5686 nt
Organism: Sceloporus undulatus (fence lizard)
Lineage: Eukaryota; Metazoa; Chordata; Lepidosauria; Squamata; Phrynosomatidae
Gene: POU6F1
Product: POU class 6 homeobox 1
Exons: 10
Coding region: 3240-5105 (621 amino acids)
Biological process (GO): regulation of transcription by RNA polymerase II
Molecular function (GO): RNA polymerase II cis-regulatory region sequence-specific DNA binding; DNA-binding transcription factor activity, RNA polymerase II-specific
Source: RefSeq, a predicted model, not a curated record
AACCCCAUUCAACAUAGUUUGAUACCUUUCGUGUAAGAAGUAGAAGAUAAGCCAAGAAGUAGAAGAGGAGAAAAUGGGAAGAGAUAUAACAUGCACAUUUUAAUAGUUUGUCUCAACUGUAAAUAUGGCUGUCUUUCUAGAUCCCAUUUCUUGCCAAACACAGGUGAGACCCUAAUCAUGUUUCUGAAUUAUGCCACUUCAAACGGCCAGGGUGGAAUUCAUAUACUGAAAUGUUUCUCUGUGUUAAAAAUAUUAGCUGCUUUCAUGUAGAAAGCUAGAAGAAUGCCAGCCUGGUACACAAUGUAGAAAACCUGGAUAUGAUAAAAGUGCUAAGAACAUCAAAAUGUAUCAGGACCAUCUAAUUUUAAGCUUUCAGAAGACAACUGGUCAAUGGGAAAGGGGAACAUGUGACCAGACUUCAUUCUAAAUUAAGGCUGUGGAGAAACUGGGGAAAAACAACUCAUCAAAGAGAUUACAGUUUGAAAGUCUGAAGAAUUGCAGACUUUGAUUCUGCCCCUGUGAACUUAAAGUAGUGUCUUCAAGUGGUGCCAGUUUAACAAGUACAGUGGUUGCAACUUGUGGUCUUCAGGGUAGCUGCAUAAAUAAGAACACUUUUUUUGCAUGCAUCAAGUAGAUUUGAAUGUCAUCCAAGCAAGCUGGCUAAGUGAAUCAUAGAGACCCGCCUUAUAAAAAAUGCAUAAGACACUUAUAAAUACAAUUACCUUUCCUCAAGGUAGUAAAGGGACAGUACAUGACCCAAUAAGCUAAUGAAAAAUUUGGAAAGAGUCCUGCCCAAUCCUUUCUGCAAGUCUAUCAGAGGUAUCCUUUCUUUCCAUACACAUACAUUCCAAAUUAUGUGGCCCAAAACACAAAAUAAUAAUAACCUAAAAAUAAAGCUGGAAAAAUUACUUUUUUGGGCUACAGUUUCCAGAAUCUCCAUGACAGUUUGGCCAAUAAAACUUGAAGAUGAACUUUGACACCAACAGUGAAGUUCUAAAAAUAUGAAUGAUAGCAAGUACAAGCUUGCUGAAUUGCUUCUUUAUUGAUCCCAGGUGCAGAAACUUCUUUAAAGGUUUGAAAACACAGUAAAACAUUUUGUGCAUCAUAUCAUAAAGCUUGUUUGACCUUUCCUGUGGUAGCAAGAUGGGUUCAUGGGUUCACAUUCCCUAAAAGGCCUUGAAGGUGGCAGUUUGCACCAUUACUGACCCUGCAUUAGUUCCUGUUUUGGGAAUUUUGUAGGUUCAGCACCAGCCAUCAGUAGUGCUUCCUGUAGGUUCAGUGAAGCAGUAACAUAUCCAGUAUUGCUAAUGCUCUGUUCUAGUGAGAGGACCGACAAAAGUUGCCCUGUGCUGUUCCAAAGCCAGGAAACGGUGAUGAUGGGCUUCAACUACCCCAAUAUCUGUUGGAAGAGAAAUUCUGCUAAGCAUGGAAUCUUCAAAAAUUUCUCCAUGUGCCAUCACAGACUACUUCAUUUUUUGAGAAGAUGGAUGAAGGAAAAGGGGAUCACAUUCCUUGAUUUGAACUUAAAUAGUAGAGAAGAGGUUGUCAAUGAGAUUAAGACAGCAGGAGUUUGAAGUAAAGUAUAAUAACAGAAUUCAUUAUAUUAUCGAAAGUCAGAUGUGAGCAUAGUUGAUUAUUUAUCCAUUCCUGGCCACUGCUGAAACUUGGGCAUGCAGGCUCAGAACUGAGUCAAUGAAAACACCCAAGCCGCUGUGAGUCUGAGAUUUCAGGGACAGUGUAACCCCAUCCAGCACAGGCAGAGUCUCUGUUUUGAUGUGUCUUACGAAUAACCAACAGCACCUCUCUCUCUCUUCUGGAUUAAGUUUCAGUUUGUCAUCUAGUUUUUACUGGUAACAGAUAUUGGUUCAGUACAGAAACAACUUCCUUAGAAUCAAAUGGAGAGAAGAGAUAAAGUUGGGUGUCAUCAGUGUAUUGGCAACAUCAUACCCUGCCAGAAUUCCAGCCCUGCUCUCUUUCAACCCAGCUACUUAUGCUGCCCAUGGAUAAACCAAACUGGCACAACUUAGUUGAAAUCAGCACAGGAAAUUAUGCUAAUGAGGGGGGAAGGAAGGGCUAAAGAGCCUUUUGUAGAUGUCCCAAGAGAGAGAUGAGGCGCAGAAUAGGAAAGGGUUCUGCUGAAGUUGCUGCACACUGGGGAUGAGAAUACUGAGGAAUGCUUUGAUGGAGUGAUUUUGGAAGUACAAUAAGUAUUGGUAGUACUGUGGUAAUUCCAAAUAUGACCCCUCUUAAAAAACUGAGAUGAGCCAGCUCAUAAGAUUGGGUUUUAAACAGAUUUUUUUUUUUAAAUACACAUAAAAAACAGACAGGCUUUGUAGUGCUAUUUUUUUUAAAAUCCAGAGAAAUGAUGGAUCACUUGAAAGACAUUUUAAUAUGGUUGCCAUAUUGAUGUUUAGCCAUCUCAUUCCACAUGGGCAGAUUAAUUCAUCUCAUAGGCUUUAGACCUCUUCCAGGAACAGGAUGGGGCCACCAUCACUUCUAUGCUCGAAGCAGUGUGGCAGCCAUGGUUCUCUUUUUGAACUCAACACUUCAGUGAUGAUGCUUGAAGUCAGUUGUUCCAGAGGAACAAAAAUCUGUUGAGAUGCCCUGAAGGGACUGAAUUGUGAAUACAGUGAGCCAUCCCCAUUUGCUAAUAUUAGAGGCACAAGACCCUUGUGAAAGUGGGAAAACUGCAAAUAAAAAAACACAGUAUUAUUAUUUUUUUUACUUCUAAGAAUCUCUAGGUGUUCCAGCACAACUCUGUUAUCCAACAUCUGGCAGAUGUUGACCAUAGAAUUAUACUGGAGGACCUUCAGAUAGCAAGAUUGGUUGGGGUUUUUUUUAGGAAUCUCUAGGUCCUCCAGCAUGACUCUGUCAUCAACCUCUAGCAGAGUCAUGCUGAAGCACCCAGAGAUUACUAGAGAUAACAUGUUAAUUAAAUCUGAAAAUAAUCAAAUCCGCAAAAGUCAAAGCUACAAGUGUGGAGGGCCAGCUGUAGUAUGAUAGGCUAGGACAGAAGGCAAUGGAAGAUCUAGACACAGUGACAUGGGUGGUUUAAUGAAACUUUUACUGGAUUCUGAGGAAUUACAGUCUAUGGAUAAACUAGAUUUGUGUCAAACCUCUCAGUAGGGACCAAUGAAUGCUCUCAUUUCAUUAACUGCUACCCCAGUGACCUUUGCAUUUCUCUCUCUUGCAGUAUGUGACCCACCAGAAGUUGCCACCCUAUCUUCCAUCAAUCAGUCAUGGACACUAAAACUGUACCCCCACAAGAAGCCUCCUUGACAGUUAAUGAGCAGGUGAUUGUAAUGUCAGGUCAUGAGACGAUUAGAGUGCUGGAGGUAGGUGUGGAUGCUCCACUCCCAGAAAAAAAUGAAGGCAAAACUGUGAAACAGACAGCAGUGGCUGGAGGAGAGGAUCAUGGGAGUUCUCCUUUAAAACCCAGUGGAACAGGAAGGGAAGAGGCAGAGAAAAACACAGAGAAAGUGUGCAGAGAAUCAGGGGGUGAAGCAAAAACAUUGCCUGAAGUAGCUCCUGCUCCUAUCCCUGGAGUGCUCCCCUUCAGCCAAGUGACAAGCCACCAAACACCAACUCUAACUCCCGUCACGGUGCAAGCCACACCACAGGUCUUGACUCAGGAAAACUUAGCAACAGUUGUGACAGGCGUAAUGGUUCCAGCAGGGGCAGUUACUCAACCUCUUCUUAUCCCCAUCAGUAUUGCAGGUCAAGUGGCAAGUCAGCAGGGGCUGGCUGUGUGGACAUUUCCUGCAGCAACGGUCGCUGCCCUACCAGGAUUGACGGCUGCCUCUCCUACUGGGGGAAUUUUCAAAUCACCUAUAGCCAAUUUGCAAGCUGCUGCAGUGCUGAACACAGCAAUACAAGCCCCUUUGCAGUCAACUCAGCCGGUCCAGGCACAGCAAACAGUUCAGCCAAGGCCAGCAGUCCAAACACAGACUGUGUUCCAGCCACAAGCUCAGCCAACCAUUUUGCCACAGUCUACUGCAGUGUCCACAUCACCAGUUAUCAAACCAUUGGAAACUCAAACUCAAAUAACGGUUCAGCCAGCGGGAUUUGCCUUUAAUCCUGGAAUAAUCAGUGCAGCUUCUCUUGGGGCUCAAACACAGCUUCUCAGUUCUCUGGCUGCCACACCAGUGAUUGCAAACACAAUUCCCAGCGUACAGGGGAUUACUGGGCAGAUUCUGACCAAUGCUCAGGGUCAAGUUAUUGGAACACUCCCAUGGGUGGUGAACCCAGCAGGCAUUGCUACAGCAAAUCCUGUCCCUGCCACAUUGCCAGCACAGAAUUUACAGUUGCAGGCAGUGACACCCCAGCUGCUUUUGAAUGCUCAAGGCCAGGUCAUAGCCACCUUGGCUAGCAGUACUAUCCAGGCAGCAGCAGCAGCAGCAUCUGUAAGAACACCCAGCACCCCAGAAUCUCCAGCAAAGACUGAGGUCCAGCCAAUUCAACCUGCCCCACCUUUAACACAACCAGCUGUGGUCAUUGCCAGUCCUCCCCCUGCAGCUAAACUAGCUUCUGCUCCCGUCCCCAUUACCUGCUCAGAGACCCCUACUGUCAGCCAGCUGGUUUCCAAACCUCAGGCUCCCAAUAAUGGAAGUGAUGGAGAUGGUAUAAACUUGGAGGAAAUUAGAGAGUUUGCCAAGAAUUUUAAGAUUCGACGGCUAUCUUUGGGCCUAACACAAACACAAGUGGGGCAGGCAUUAACUGCAACUGAAGGACCUGCAUACAGCCAGUCUGCUAUAUGCAGGUUUGAAAAGUUGGACAUCACUCCCAAGAGCGCCCAGAAGCUGAAGCCUGUAUUAGAGAAGUGGUUGAGCGAGGCUGAGCUGCGGAACCAGGAGGGCCAACAAAAUCUGAUGGAAUUUGUAGGUGGCGAGCCCUCCAAGAAACGUAAACGUCGCACAUCUUUCACGCCACAGGCCAUUGAGGCCCUCAAUGCCUACUUUGAGAAGAAUGCCCUGCCCACUGGCCAGGAGAUCACAGAGAUUGCCAAGGAGCUCAAUUAUGACCGCGAGGUAGUCCGGGUCUGGUUUUGCAACCGGCGACAGACACUCAAAAACACCAGCAAACUCAAUGUCUUUCAGAUCCCUUGAGGGUUGGACUGAAAAGCCUUCCAUAACCUUACAUUGCUGCUGUGAGCACUUUGUGGCUAACUUCCCUUUGCACCUGCUGAUCCUUUUUCAGUGAUGACUGACAUGGAAGAUGCGAGGCAGGAAGGAGUGCCUCCUGUUUUGAUAUCCUUUUUGCCUCACAUGGCCCAGUUGUGUACAUGUCAGCUGUGUCCUUUCUUCUCCCUGAAUGUCGUGCUGGAGCUGUGAAGGGUUUAGAAACACAUACGCCUUUAGUUUCUUUCUGUGUAAGACAAAACCAUCAUCAGGUUUAUGUCUUUUUUAAAAAAAAUGACUUCCUGUGUUUUUAUAUGAAAAGGUAGCAUUGGGUCUGACACCUGAUUUGCAUUCACCAGAAAUUCCUGUUUCCCUACAAGAAGAAAUGUGUAAAAUUCUGUUUCAUUUCAAACUUUUUUCAUAGACAGUUUUAUCUCUUCAUUCAUAGGAACAAGCUCAGCUAACACUAUCUAAACAGAUUAGUGUCAUAAUUUAUAUCUCUUUCUUGUGAAGAUUAUUAUUAUUAUUAUUAUUAUACAGAGCACUAUUAAACUAAAAGACUUUUUAUU